This is a messenger RNA of Rhinocladiella mackenziei CBS 650.93, 3324 nucleotides long. RefSeq lists its product as uncharacterized. Bases 1 to 3324 code for a protein of 1107 amino acids. NCBI's taxonomy places the organism in Eukaryota, Fungi, Ascomycota, Eurotiomycetes, Chaetothyriales, Herpotrichiellaceae. The record is from RefSeq and is a predicted model, not a curated record. The transcript has 2 exons.
AUGGUCAGGAUACGAGUAGCAGCAAGGAUCAUUCCGGAAGAUGACUACUUGGAACAUAUUGAAAAACCAGCCAACCUACCCUUCAAAGGCGAGAAGCGUUUGGUGGUGGUGGUCCGGGAUCCAUACCGAUGGCAAAUCGGCACUCUUGCACUCGAGGUGCAAAGAGCUUACAAGAGUUGCUACCAACACGAUCUACCAAUCAUCAAAUACCUCAAGGACAACGAAGAUGAUUGCGACCUCGAUCCUCAGCUGUUUGUUUCGGAUCUUCUUCUUGACGAGGGUAAAGCCGAAAGAGAUGGAGUCGAUCAGCGUGUUACAAUAAAGGUCAUACUUGAGCAAGGUCGGGCCGUACGUGAAGGAUCCGUUGCGGUGGGAAGUCAGUUGAGCAAUCCUCAAUAUCGAAUCCAAUACCAAAAAACAUCUCGACCACCCGUACCCACCUUCCCUGGAGUUCCAUCUUCGCUAGGCAAACGGCCUUUCUCUUCGUCUGAAAACCGUGCUUCAAUCGUCAAUGGGGGCAAGAGACCGCGACAAAUCGAGAUACCAGAGACCCAGCGAGAAGAAAGUCUGAUCGCGUCUAUUGAGCGAGAUGAACGGGCUGAGUCUCCCGGUCUGGUCCAAGAUGCUCAGGCUUCAACUACACAACAAUCUCCUGCUUGGCCGCAGUCAAUCCUGCAACCCAAAGCGGAGUCGCCUGAGUUGUGGAGAUCAUUGCAACAUGUCCUGCCCGCGACUGCCGAUGAAUUGGAAGAAUUGCCAGGGCCACCUCCCUCCAUUGGAUCAAAUCGGCGUGAUAGAACGCAGCCGAAGAAUUGUCACAGUUCCUUGGAACCCCUGCGACUAAAUGGCGGUUCGUCCUCUUUUCAGGAACCACAUCUGCACAAUCUCGGCCUCUCUGGCGCAUCCAUAACCCCUCGAUCCGAGGCGAGGGAUUUGCCAGCUUCUUUCAACAAUCGCCACGCCGUGGGAUUGAUCGGUGCGAGACGCUCGCCAGCUCAGAGCGCAUCGACUUCGGCCCAAAAAUUCAUACGUCGAGAUGUUUAUGAUUUUCCUGAAUCAGAUAUUGACGACUCUCAAAUGUCUCCACGAUCGAGACAAGCACAGCAGAGUCAUGGAAAGUCCAAGGAUCAACUAUCUCGAAUUGAGCGGCCUCCGCCUCCCGAUGCCCAUAACAACUCCGAGCAUCGCCUCAGUGUCGAAAAAGCUCUCGAAGCUUUAGAAAACGAAUCUACCUUUGAAGGACAUGGAUACGAACCCCCCAAUGCUAGGAUGGGAGAAGGUGAUCUACAAAAGGACACCGUGGGGACCACGGAAGGGUCGGAGAAUGACAUGUUCCAAGACGCCCCAAUGGAUGAUCAGACAAAGGCCAGUAUAGAGCCGUCCCAAGCCUCUGAAUCUGAAGAAGAUGAUAAUACCAAGGCAGCCCUGCCAUCCGCUCAACCCAAGCCUGGGAUUUCCAAGGCAAAUAGAGCGGACCAUCUAGGCGCGGAAACUUCGGAGAAGGUUUCUGACGGCAAGGACAAUAGAACCAGCUCAAUGAAGAAGGAAGAAUCAUCUAGAGACCAACCUGCAAAGAAACGGACCCGGAAACGGCCGUCUAAGUCCGGAAGUUGCAACAUCAAUGGUGAUGAAGUGUCCGGCCAGACAACGACCAACAAAAGAGAUCAGGCUGUCUCAGUUCUCACGAAAGCUAGUCAGAAGAACCGUGAUCCACGAAGGACUCCAAGCCUCGACAGCCCAGGAGAACAACUUUCACAGUCAUUGCAGGAAUCCGCGCGCAAAGAAUGGUCCAUGAAAGCCGUCAAUAAAAAGCUUGCGGAGAGACAGGAAGCGACAACUUCAUCACCAACACCGGGAAAGAUACAUAAUCAAGAUGGCCUGACGGUAAAUGCCGACAAGCAAACCAUUCCGCCCAAGGAAUUGAGAGGACGUGAGAAAGACGAAUCCGUCAGUUCGCCUAAGAAGGCGCCCAGGCAAAGAAAAUCCCGAACAGAUCUAAAGUCUUGGGGAACGAACCGACAGACAGAUGCGAUGGUCUCUGCACUCAGUCUCGUUGCGCACCGUUCAGAAAAAAGGGAAGCCCAGGACAGCUCUACAACAAAACCCCUCCCGAAUUGGGGCUCGGAUCAGAAUGGGGUUGCUGACAGGGUAUCUUCCGUUCAGCCUCAACCCCAACCUGAAUCAUUCACGGCUGGCAAACAGGGUGAAUCGAGAAAGAGCCCUUCUCUCCCAAUGGGUUUGACGGAAGAAGAAAUACAGAUCAUGAAAAGCCGAGCUGGAAUGACCAAGGAGCAAUAUGAGGCAGAAAAGAAGCGGAAAAGAGAGGAAGCGAAGAAGCAAGCGGCAGAGCUGCAGAGAAAGAAAGCAGUUACGGCAAAAAGAGAGAGCACUGUCAAACCGUCGACGGAGAAGGAUUCCAAAGGAAGAAGUGCCACGCCGACUGAUUCUGUAUCUAUGAAAGAAAAACCCCGUGAAAUUGUCUCCACAGAUGAUACCUCAAAACGCACUGGUAAAAGUACAACUCUGAAGCACACAAGCGACACUCCCUCUGAAAAGGCAAAGUCAGCCUCAUCAUCCAAGACUCCCACCGCCAACAAAACGGAGCCCAAACGCCGAGAAUCAUCGACUACAAGCUCAUCUCAGCCUCGAAAAUCGGAUGCUAGCCUCCCACUCAAGACACCUGCUAAAAUGCCAACAAAAAGCCCUUCUGCGAAAUCAUCUACCACCCACAAAUCUGCAAAACCUUCUGGACAACAGCAGUCAGAGUCCAAGGCACCGAGCACUACAUCAAAAAUAUCCACACCAGCGCCUAGUAGUUCUCAGACCAAACCUUCAGCCCCCUAUGCUCCCAAGUCAGCCUCAACGUCAAUGACAUCGCGCACACCGCAACGACAGGGGAAUGUAGCGCUUUCGAAAGCGAAAAGUCUCUCGGAGCUGCGUGGGAUCAUGCGAAAAGAGGAAGAAUCCUCGACGAAGGCCCCGGCGGUUGAGAUAAAGGCAAAUCAGAAACGCUCACUGUUAAAUCUAUCCAGUGAUGAUGACGGUGAGGAGACUGAGAGCAGCGACGACGACGACGAUGAUGAUGGGAAAGAGGCAGCAGCAGCAGAAAAGAAGGCAAAGCAGGAGUCAUCAUCCUCAUCUAGCAGCUCCACAGAUGAUGAGGACGAAGAUGAGGACGAGAGCGAGGAAGAGGACGAAACAGACGAUGCAAAGACGAAGGCGAAACCGCGGGCGAAACCGAGACCCUUAGGUCAGCCGGACCCGAGUAUUCGUGAUAGGAUCGUGGAGCCGGGGUCUGAUGAUGACGAGGAUGACGAUUUGUAG